Molecule: messenger RNA, 3666 nt
Organism: Linum trigynum
Lineage: Eukaryota; Viridiplantae; Streptophyta; Magnoliopsida; Malpighiales; Linaceae
Source: the annotation of a GenBank genome assembly
AUCACAAGAGUAAUACUACUACAAGAAACAAAUGAUAUUUGAUUAUCUUUAAACUCGAAAAAUGUCAUUCAAAUCCUUGUGAUUUUUUUAAUACAUCUCACAAAUUUAUGAGUGAUUUUAUCAUAUUUUGGGAGUGAUAUAUAAAAUGGAACGGGUCUAACGGGUCGACCCGCUAACCCACCCAACCCGACCCAAAAAAUCACGGGUUAUCGGGUUCGGGUCAUUCGGAUUUCGGGUUACAAAAAUUUCUUAUUUUCGGGCGGUUUUGGGUCGGGUCAAUCGGUCGGGUUAUAAUUUGCCAGGUCUAGGUAUAGUCGAUACUAUAUGGUAUUGACUGGUAUUAGAUAACAGCAUAUGAAAAAUACCACCUCAUACCAGGGUGCUAUAGUAUGGUAUGGAGUUGGUAACGAUUUAAAAUGAUUUCCACUUUGAUAUUUUUUGAAACAAAAUUUUUUUGCCAGUUAUUACUAGUCAAUACCAUAUGGUAUUGACUGGUAUUAAAUAGCAGCAUACCAUAUGUUAUGCAAAAUACAACCUCAUACCAGGGUGGUAUAGUAUGGUAUGGAGUUGGUAACGAGAGGUAUGGAAUUUUUUCCCCCAGAAAAUUUUGAAAUCCAAUAGAUCAUGAUUAAAUCGUUCCUUUUGUGCAAAAAUUUCCGAAAAUGACUAAACAAAGAAGGAGAUACCAUAUGGUAUGGAGUUGGUAACGAGAGGGAUGAAAAAAAUUUCUCAAAAAAUAUUGAAAAUGGAUAUCAUUUUGUAGAGCACAACGAACUCGUUCCAUCUAUGCAAAAAAAAUUGAAAUCUGAGUUAGAAUGAAAAAGAUAUGAUCCAAUUAAUAAAAAUAGGGAAAAUAAAUUCCUUUAAUUCUCCACUCUUAGAUCUGCCGCCACUUAAAAGAAUGAUUCAGAUUUGAUUACUCAUUGUUACUCACACUAAGAUUACUCACCCUAUCUUAAGCCCCUCGUUUCCCUCCACAAAGCUGCAGCCAUUGGGCAUUCCACGAAAAGGUGCUCUAGAGUUUCCUCAUCCGUCCAAGAGACAGGGGCAGCGAGCUAAAACAGGUAUGUCCUGUCGACGAAGCGCCUCCAUCAUUGAAACUAUCCUAUUUAACAUUUGCCACAUGAAAAACCUCAAUUUAGGUUUCACAUGAAAAGCGGAAACCUUCUUCUAAAGUCUAGCAUCACCAAGACUUGGUUCAUAUCUCCAUCUGGUCAAUUUACGAUCCAACGUAUCUGCCAUCCGGUACCCUAAUUUCACCAUGUACUUCCCAGAGGCCUCCUUCACCCAAAUUAUUGUGUCCAUCACAUGGCACGAGGUAGCGAGAUCCCAGCACGUUCUUUCGGCAAAGUUAAUUCGCAGACAGUGUUCGCACCAUCUCCCAUGUCAUCAAUGAGAUUGUCUUGUUGAUCAAUGUAAUUGCAUAAGCGUGUCAGAUAUCCAAUUCUACAUGAAAUCCCCAUUGUGCCCUAAGUUGAUUGAGUUAGUGUGCUGUCUCUGUUGGAAACCAACUCCAGCUGGAAACUAAGGGGUCGUUUGGAUGAGAAAUCGUAACAGAUCAAUUUGACACAAUUGUCUCGUUUUGAGACAAUUGUACCAAAUUGUCUUGUUUGCCAGCAAAAAAUUUGGAUGGAUCAAUCUGUCUGAGGUAUUUUGAAUUGAUCCGUUUUGAGUCAAUUUCAAUUACCUGUGGUGGGGUGUUGAAGUUAAUAUGUAUGUAUUAGUAAUUGACCAUUGAUUAAGGUUAAUUACUAAUCUGGUCCUUGGGUUUAGGAUCUUAAUCUCGGCCAAGUAUAUAUAGUGUUGAUGGCCGAGUUGUAUGUAGGUGACGUUUGUGGCUGAAAACCUAAUAAUAUUGACUCGAGAGGUUCACUCUCCGUGGACUAGUCUCAGCAAUUCUUGCUGGGGAAACCACGUAAAUCGUGUGUGUGAUCUAGUUUCUUUUCAGUUCUCAUAUAGUUUGACAUGGUAUCAGAGCAUGUGCGUGGUUACCUAGCUUAAUUGUGGAGUCUCGUGUGUGCUGCUUCUUUGGGUCCUUGCUGCAGCAAUUCAGAGCGUGGGAUUUUUGUGGGAGCUGGUUUCCGGUAUUCUUGCAGCUCAAUUUCGGUUGGUAUUGUUUAUUCAGGAUUAGAGCUGGUUUCGGGUAUUGUUGGUUGUCUUGUGUUCCCUCUUGGCUCUUUGUAGUCUUUUGUUGGUGAUUGGCUUCUGUAAAGUGCUGCUAUGGAUUCCAUGAUAGAGGGUAUGUCUGUGCGGCUGACAGGAAGGAACUUUCCCUUGUGGGAGUUCCAGUUCAGAAUAUUUGUUCAAGGUCGCCGCAUGACGGGUAUUUUGGAUGGGACUUCGUCGCGGCCGGCGGAUGAUGCUAAUGACAAGGAGAAGGCCGACUGGGAGACCAAUAAUGCUCUGGUAAUUUUCUGGAUAUUAUCGUCUGUUGAUCCAGGAAUUGCUUUGAGUCUUCGAGGGUUUUCCACCACUCAUAGUAUGUGGAGCUGACACGCCAAAACACAACACCAAUCUGCGACCAAGUGUAAUCGCAGACCGGGAAUGCAGUAAAGUGGCAAGUUAUAUUAUCAACCCGGGGUCUAGAUCUACUGCUUACUCAUUGAUUAUCUAUUAUCUAGCCAACUAAGUUAAGUGUUUGUUGUUUAAAGCAAAAGCAGAAAGAAAGCAGGAAUUGGUACGGUUUUAUCAAGCAAAGAAGAGUCACUCGGGAAUGAGUCCCCCUAGCUCCUUAGUUAGGUUUCAAAUGUAAUUUCCCUGGGUUGAUUUACUGUUGAUUAGACUGCGGAAGAUCCGACAGUAGCUUGGAAUCUCUUAAGCUGACCAAGCCCUCUCAGACUAACUACCCGGCAGACGACUAGUCUUCACCGGGAUAGAAAGCUGAAGCAGUAAGAACAGAACUCCACUACUGGAAUUGAAUUCCAGUACAAAGCAGUAAACUGGCUAACUCUCGUAUAGCCAAUCUCCUACUACCGAAUGAUGAGGCUCUAACAACCUAAUCAGAUUCUAUCUAUCUCAAGUUACAGCAGAAAUCAGGAAAAGUUGAUCAGACUUCAAUUGACUCAAUAAACAUGCAUCAUUCGAUUAAAACCAAGCAGUAAUAUCAUCCCAAGUCAUUACAAUCAAAUCCCUAACACAUAGAACUAGGGUUCUUCAUACCCAAGUGAGAGAAGGGUUCUAGUCCAUAGAGAGAGAGAGAGGGAAACAGAAUACAGAGUAGUCAUACUCAUAAAGAUGAGGAAAAUCUGCUCUGGGAUGAUGAUUUCCACUCCUAUGACGAUCUCCAAGCUUGAUUUGAAGAAACCCAUCUCCAAGAUAGCUUCUAGGAUGUGUUCUUCGUACUUUCUCUCUCUAUGGCUCUGUUUUUGCUCUCAAAACUCGAUUCUCUCACUUGCAGCCCGAAAUUGGGUUAAAACCAGGAAUUCCCGACUCACACGGGCAGGGCCACACGGCCGUGUGGCAUACCCAGUUGCCCGUGUGAGGCCAAAACGCCGCGUAUCGGUUAAUUGGACUUCAGUCAACCUACACGGCCAGGGUCACACGGCCAUGUGGAUCACCCUGCCACUACAACAAAUUCGGCCUAUUAGGACAAUUUUUUUUUGUCAUUUUCCUUUUGUCAUAAUAGGUCCUAUAAUAUGACAAAAAUUAUAAAUGUCACAUUUGGUA